Molecule: messenger RNA, 537 nt
Organism: Lachancea sp. 'fantastica'
Lineage: Eukaryota; Fungi; Ascomycota; Saccharomycetes; Saccharomycetales; Saccharomycetaceae
Source: the annotation of a GenBank genome assembly
AUGGCAGAAGAGGUGAGCGGACGAUUGUCGAGCCGUGUGCUCAAUAUGAAGUUCAUGCGCCAAGCGGAUCAGGCGGAAGAAGCUCAAAAACAGGAUGAAGAAAAACGGCAGUUUAUCGACUCUAGCGAAUGGAAACUGGCCGGAAAUGACCACGUCAAGGCCCGUCUGCGGCCGCAAUGGCAGAGUGUUGGAGCAACAGCUCUUUGGGGCCAUCCUCAGGCGACAGGCGCCGUUGGAAGACGAAAACUGGGUGUACCAGAAAAAACGUCCGACGAAAGGCAGCAGGAGGCAGAUCUAGAGACGCUGUGGAAGUCCCAAAAACGCAGUAGAGGAGAAGAAGAAGAGUCUACCGCUAGCGAGGGUGAGCCAGAAGCUUCAAAGAAAAGAGCCUUGGACGACGAAGUUGUGGAAAAGAAAGGGAAAGAUUCUCGUAGGCCCAGCGACGGGAAUAGCAAGACCUCUCAGCCGUCUCAGAAACGUGUAAAGUCUGGUACUGCAGGCAGGCAAUCAAAGAAACAUGUAAAGGACAACAAGUAG